AUGGGAAAACGUCUCAUGCUGGCGGCCAUGGUCAACCCUCGAACACAGGAGGAUGGCUUCUUUGAUGGAAUGGACCUGGACAUGGUUCUCCGGCUGGCAAUCAAGCACCAUCCGGAAGAAGGUCCAAAUCCGAAACCGGCACCUGGCCUCUCAGACGUUGCCCCUUUACGAAGAACAUCUCGACCCGUCAUCAUCUCUAGUGGCGUACUGAAAAAGGGAGGGACUCGGCACAAGCCGCUCCGAGGGCGUCUGCUACACCUGCUGGCCCUGAAGCCGUAUAAGAAGCCUGAGCUUAUCCUCAGUUGCAAAAACGGCCUCUCUCAGUCGGACAAGGACUCCCUGGACAGCCUCCUGCAACAGGUCGCAAACCUGAAUGGGAAAGACAACACCUUCACAUUGAAGGACUCUUUGUUUAAGGAGAUUCAGAAGGACUGGCCUGGCUACACUGAAGGAGACCAGCAGCUUCUCAAGAGAAUUCUCUCUAGGAAACUAACCCAGAACACCUCGACUCCACCACCAGAGAGCCCCCCCAAAGAACAGGCCGACAGCUCCCCAUCUCAGAAACGACCUGCUGCUGAGUUCAUUGAUCCUCUUGUCAGUAAAAAACCCAGGAUAUCCCACCUAAUGAGCAAAGUUGCCGCAGGCACUGUUAAUGGGAAGCUGAUCUCCUCCAUCGGCAAGGAGGCGGGUGGAACGCAGGCCGCGGUUACGGGCUCUGUGUCUGACAGUGGAACCACGUCCGGCUCCCAGCUCCCUUUGUUGGACAUCCCUCGUCCUUUUGAUGCACUGUCAGAUGUCAGCAAUGACUCCAGCCACAACGGUCGUGACUGUGACUCUCAGGAAGCAGCUGUGUCCAAGAGGCUCAGCCAGCCGUCCUCCGUGGCCUUGGGGUCAGCAGUGCUCACUGCUUCCAACACGGGCCCAUCCUCGCCUGGAUGCUCAAGCCUAUGUGGCCUUCCGGACAACAGUACUUCUUCCUUGCAUAUCAAGUCAAGAAAGAAGUCAAAAAAACAUAAAGACAAGGGAAAGACCAAAGAUAAGGAGGUAGCAAGAGAAAAAAAGCAAGAGCAGGAAGUCCGUGACAGGCCUGAGCCUCAUCAAAUUUGUGAACUUGGCUCCACUCCGGCAAACCUUAAAAGCAGCAGUGUUCCAGAAAAAAGCACAGACCAAAAUGGAUUGUGCAACAGUCCCAGUGUUCCAUCGCCAACACCUGAGGUGUCAGACUAUUUAAUGAAGUACACGGCGAUCAGCUCUCAGGAGCAGCGUCAGAGAUAUAAAAACGACUUCAACGCGGAGUACACGGAGUAUCGGUGUUUGCACGCUCAGAUCGAGGGCGUGACCUGGCAGUUCACUGUGCUCGACAAUGAGCUCAAACAGCUGAAACAAGGCACCGACAAAUAUAAGACUAUCCACAAUCAGAUCAUUAAAGAGUAUCAUCAAAUUAAAAAGGAUAAUCCAAACUACACCAAAGACAAGAACCGCUGUGAAUAUCUACACAACAAACUGGCACAUAUAAAAAGACUUAUUGCUGAAUUUGAUCAACAGCACCUUUGAAAAUAGUGAGACGUUUUGCUGUUUAUCGCUAGAAAUCAAGAUCUGCAGCUGAACAAAUUCUCUGCACAUCUUUGUUUGUGCUAUUUAAAAA
Thalassophryne amazonica is the source of this 1645-nucleotide messenger RNA. Its product is annotated as RNA polymerase II elongation factor ELL-like. NCBI's taxonomy places the organism in Eukaryota, Metazoa, Chordata, Actinopteri, Batrachoidiformes, Batrachoididae. The transcript is spliced from 9 exons. Gene Ontology annotation, biological process: snRNA transcription by RNA polymerase II; transcription elongation by RNA polymerase II; positive regulation of transcription elongation by RNA polymerase II. Gene Ontology annotation, cellular component: transcription elongation factor complex. Bases 1 to 1554 code for a protein of 517 amino acids. The record is from RefSeq and is a predicted model, not a curated record. Gene Ontology annotation, molecular function: cis-regulatory region sequence-specific DNA binding.